CCAGGAGAGUUGUCCUGUCGAGGUCCCCAGAUUGCCACAAUGGAACGACUCGUCGUUGCCUUGAAGCGAAAGUGGUGUCGUUCGUGGCCGCCCGAUUCUCAUCCGAGAGCGAUUAGGGCCGAGCUCAAUGGCCAGAGCGAGGUGUUGGAACGCAGGGCCAGCGACAGGACCAGCGACAGGAUCUAACGCCACUCAAAUGCCCUGGCAGGCAAGAUCUCAUUCCACAAGGGCACCCAGAGACCGCACUUGACCCUGCCGCUCCCGUCUCAGUCCAGCAGCAUUCCGAUGACGGUUGCACUUCAGUUCUCGCAGCCGCUGGCGAGCGUCGUCACCCAGAUCCAGCAAGACUUUCCCGAAAUCAAGCGCAUCAGCUUCUACAGCUUGACCUCGGACGGCAAGAACUUGCAUUCCCGCUUCAGCUCGUCGACCUUGGUCCGCGAGAUGCUUUCGACGGUCUCGCAGUCCGAAACAAAGGGCUUCCGCAUCGAGCUCGACAACUUCAACGUCCUCGUGGCCUUGCCUACGCUGCUCGAACGAGUGGAGCCGCUCAAGCAUGAGCUGGCUUUCGUUGAAAAGAAGAUCGAGGAGAUGAAUGUGGUCAAGGACCACUGCGACAAGAUUGCCCACCGCUACUCCGAGUCGGUUCUGCGACUGUCGUUCGGCGGCUUGCUGGUGUACUGGGUUGUUGGCAUCCGGCUGACGUGGUGGGAGCUCGGUUGGGACGUGAUGGAGCCAUUUACGUACUUUUGUGGCAUUGGAUUUGCGCUGGCCACGUACGUCUGGUACAUGCUGACCCGCCAGGAGUACACAUACGACUCGCUCAAGUCGCUUUCGCAAAACAUCAAGCUGAAGGAGAUUUACCGCCAGCGCGGAUUUGAUGCGACCGAGUACGAACAUCAUGUCAAGCGGGCCGAGAAGCUCACUCACCUGAUUGCCGAGAUCCGUGCCGAAUACGGCGAGGACGCGAUCGACGAGCUCCGGGACCAUCAUCUGGCCAAGAAGAACGUCUAAGGAGCCGUAUGCUGCUCGCUCGCCUGCCUCCCGCAUCCUUGGUCUGCUCGUUUGCUUCUCCCAUCCUUGGUCCUGCUCGUUUGCUUCUCCCACCCAAUCGCCCAUGUUUGCCUCGUGGCGCCUGCUUGCCACACAACCCACCAACACAGCCAAGCCGUUUUCACCAAGACGACGGCAGCGGCUUCUGGCGCAGGCGGUGUACAGUGCAGCAACGUGCCCGAUGCUUUUUUCCCGCACGCCCUCAGGCAUCUGUUGGUCUGGCGGACCAACCCGCUGGCUGCUUGAAUAGACUGGCCCAUUGGCCUUGACGAA
Molecule: messenger RNA, 1323 nt
Organism: Polychytrium aggregatum
Lineage: Eukaryota; Fungi; Chytridiomycota; Chytridiomycetes; Polychytriales
Exons: 5
Coding region: 286-1011 (241 amino acids)
Biological process (GO): mitochondrial calcium ion homeostasis; calcium import into the mitochondrion
Cellular component (GO): uniplex complex; mitochondrial inner membrane
Molecular function (GO): uniporter activity; calcium channel activity
Source: RefSeq, a predicted model, not a curated record